CUGGAAGCACUUAAAAUGUUACAGAACGUUGAGAGGAAGAUGGCGACUCAUAGAGUUUGGACUUAUGCUUCUGCAGUACUCCUCGCUACGGUAUGUUCCAUAUUCGCUGAUCAGACUGUGAAUCCCAUUGUAGGAGUUUUAUUUCUCCAUGUGUUAGAGAGGGGUCACUAUCAAGAAGGCUUUCGAUCCUUCCAGGUAACAUAUGGUAUAAUUACCAAUACUCCUAUCACAUUCAGUACGAAUCUCGAUGACCAUCCUGAUCGGCCACGGUGGCUUCGCUUUACACAACGGACGGCAUACCAUGAUGGAAUGCUCUACGGCACACCAACUUCGGAAGACAUUGGACAGAGAAUAAUUGAAGUAACUGCCUAUAACAGAAAAACGUAUGAGACAACAAGCCAAAACAUCAUCAUUAAUGUUGAACAGACAUUAGGGUUGAAAUUUCCAUACCAAGUUGAAUUCUUUGUGAAAAACAGAAAUGUGGAGGAGGUAUUACCCUUUGAGGUACAAAAACAAUUCAAGGACAGAGUGCAGAGCAUUUGGGAAUCGAAUCAUUUGACCAUAAUCAACAUCACUUCUGCAUUAGACAGAGGAGGCCGAGUCCCAUUGCCUAUUGAAGGGAGGAAAGAAGGUGUGUAUGUAAAGGUUGGCUCCAGGAUUCCCUUUCCCUCUUGCCUGGAAGAAGAAGCAAGCCCCGAUGAACAGUGUGAUGAUCAACAGGAACCCAUCAGCUGUGAAGAUGCAUUUAGUCCUCAUUUUAUUAUUGACUGGUGUAAUAUUUUACUGAUGGAUAAAUCCAAACCUGAUAUCCCUGAUCCUGAUUUGGUUCCUGGUGAUGGUGUCCUUACUGAUGGUGGAGAAUAUAGCCCACCUUCAAAUUCCCUUGAAGACAGGGACUACUACUUAGACUAUGUGGUGACAAUCACUGUUCCUUUAGUGAUUGCUCUGAUUCUGUGCCUCAUCCUUACUUAUAUAAUGUGUUGCCGUCGAGAGGGCAUAGCAAAAAGAGAUGCAAAGACUUCAGACAUUCAACUUGUUCAUCACCAUUCAAUUCAAGAUAAUGCCUGUGAACUUAGAGAUUUGGCUAAAAGCAGGGAUGGCAUCCGGCCUCUCUCCACUCUCCCUAUGUUUAAUGCAAGAACGGGGGAAAGAGCACCACCACGUCUGCCUUUCAACUAUGACACUUCCCGAGUACCUCUUGUAUUAGACCAACAGGAGCCUCACAGUGACCCCUCUCCAAGAAACCAGCCAAAAACACAACAGCAAAAAACUGGUAAAUAAAAGGGUAAAGGAAAGGCUGUGGACUGGAUCCUAAUCACUCCAAUGCAAAACAUUAUGCUUUCCAUAAUGAAAAUGAGAAGGAAGCCAUGAUGGAAAUGCAUGUGCACUUAGAUUCAUGCUAUUAAUUUCUAAUGAUCAUAUAUUGUGUGUUCUAUAAUGACUGCUGACAUUUGCAGUGCUUCAUUCUAUGUGAGUUCAGUAACUAAUUAAACAAAGUCACUAUUGUUACAAGGAAAUUGCAAUGCAUAAUUUCAACAAAUUAAAAUGUUAUGAGCAUAUACCAAAGUAUUUAUAAAUGGUUUAUUUGUAUGGAAAUAUCAGUCCAUAUGCUUUUAGCAAGAUGUUUGAAAGAUUAUAUAAUUGUUAAAUUACACAAUAGCCUGAAUAAAGUGAUCUACUUACAAGGCAAUGUUGCACCAAAAUAAAAAGCAAAGAUUUAUUGGUUUAUAGAUAGUAUCUAAAUCUUUAUAUGGAAUGUAAUCUAAAUAUCUUAAUCUAAACAUUAUUUUGUGCAAUGUUGGCUCACAGGCUCUUUAUGUAUUUCAUUUCUUUUCCCUAAUUCUUUCCAUGCAGAAUACAUUUUGUGGUUUGGGUAGUGGAGCACAAUUAUCUCCACUGAUACAGUGGAACCAAAUAUCAGAUGCCAUGGAGCCCUGGCAGCCAAUCCAAUACAACCCAUUUUGCACCACUGCGCAAAACAAAUGUCACACUAGUAUGUCAACAGAUAGUCACCUUGUGCUAAGAUUACCAGUAGCUUCAAGGAUGAAAGAUGCAGUGGAUGACACAGUGUAAAUGAUUUUCAACAGAUUACUGUGAAACAGAAAAUAAAUUGCAAAAUAUAUUUGUAUUUUACAUUUGAGAUGGAGCUCUUAAUUUUUAUUUUGUAUUUUAAUUGAAUACAUAGAAGACUAAUUACUUUUUACAAUAAGUUGUAAUGCAUAAGAUACAUCACUGUCAAAUAUAUAACACAACUUUCUAUUAUUUGAAUUCAUUGUUUACACAUUGCUUGUGUUUGCUUCAAAAAAAUUACUUUCUUAGCCUUGUUCCAUGAUAUAUGAUGCCACAGCGAUAUCAGUUCAGCUCUGCAUUCUAAAUUAAUGAAAAGAGAAUACAAAUUAAAGAUGCAUAUUUGCCAGUUA
Chiloscyllium plagiosum (whitespotted bambooshark) is the source of this 2420-nucleotide messenger RNA. The record is from RefSeq and is a predicted model, not a curated record. Lineage: Eukaryota; Metazoa; Chordata; Chondrichthyes; Orectolobiformes; Hemiscylliidae.